AUGGCCGCAGCCGUUAACGCCCUUUUUAAUACCGCGCGUUGGCAGGCAUUUGCCGUCAAGAACCCACCGGUGCUAGAAACCUUUGAAUGGUGCGCAGCAAACAAGAAUAUCGACAUCCGGGAUGUCGAAGAUGCAUUUGGCCUUCGUAAACAGUCUAUCCAUUCACGAGAAAACCAACCCUGGCCGCCACACAAUCCACGUCGGCUUGAUCUACCAGAGACAGCCAAAGACAUGCUUGUGAUUGUAGGAAGAUAUAUGCAUCGAUCAGCAGCCAAUGAGGCUGCGGCUAGAUGUAUUAUCAAUAUCGUGCUUUUCGCUGUGAUGGACACAUUUAUGGGUUCAGACGACUCCGAUGAUGAUGACGGUAUGAGAGUUGAUACCUGGCCACUCAACAUUCAAGCGGAGACGUCACUGGAGUCCCAAAUUGUGAUGGUUGACGGCAAGAAGAGAAAGUUUCGCGGCCUCUGCGACUACUCGUUAUGGUAUGGCGACCGCCGCAAGCCCGAGGAAGCCAUCCACCUAGUCGUGGUGGAGGCAAAGCGCACCGGCGUUUUAGACACUGGCUUCUCUCAGACCCUCAUAUAUAUGGGAUGUAUUCACCAAGAACGUCUCCGUACCGAAGGGCGUUCGGCCGUCAUCUAUGGAGUGAUGUCAGACGGGGUGCAGUGGAAAUUUAUCCGGAUCAACCAACAGGGGGAACACGCUAUGAAGGUCUAUGAUACAGGAGAGCCAGGCGGUUAUACACAUAUCGCAACCACACUUGCGUUUAUGAUGCAGGAGGCGGUUACGCUUUCACCUUACGCUUCCAAGAACCACUCAAAGGAAGCGUCUCGCGAAGAAUGA
This is a messenger RNA of Penicillium longicatenatum, 843 nucleotides long. RefSeq lists its product as uncharacterized. The coding region runs from base 1 to 843 and encodes 280 amino acids. The record is from RefSeq and is a predicted model, not a curated record. The transcript is spliced from 3 exons. NCBI's taxonomy places the organism in Eukaryota, Fungi, Ascomycota, Eurotiomycetes, Eurotiales, Aspergillaceae.